AUGACUGAAAGCUCCGCGAACAAACUGCUGAACGGAGACGCCUGUCGUCGGACUUCAAGCGGUCAAAAAGCAAGCAAAAAUGGCUUCGUGAAGAACCACUGCUUGUUUCAACAGCCGCAGAAGUAUCGUCGCCCCGGGGAGAAGAACCAACAUGGCACACACAACUCGAGCCUGUACAAGAGGCCCUUUGUGGAAUCGUUUGAGCAGACUCCUCUACUAGUGGCUGUGCUUACCUACGUGGGCUAUGGCAUCCUCACCAUCUUUGGCUACCUCCGGGACUUUCUCCGCCACUGGAACAUCGGGAAAUGCACAAUGGCACGAGAGCGAGAAGAGCAGAAGGACUUUGUCCCACUCUAUCAAGACUUUGAGAACUUUUACACCAGGAACCUAUACAUGAGGAUCCGAGACAAUUGGAACCGACCCAUCUGUAGUGUUCCUGGGGCAAAGAUGGACCUGGUGGAGCGAGUUUCGCCUGAUUACAACUGGACCUUCCAGCACACGGGCAAAGUGGUGAAGGGUGUCAUCAACAUGGGCUCGUACAAUUACCUCGGCUUUGCUGAGAACACUGGGGCUUGUGCAGACUCUGCCAUUGAGGUAACACAGAAGUAUGGCGUGGGAGUUGGCAGUACCCGCUGUGAAUUAGGGAAUCUUGACAUCCAUGAGGAGUUGGAACAUUUGAUUGCCCGGUUUCUUGGUGUAGAAUCAGCCAUGGCUUUUGGUAUGGGCUUCGCUACUAAUUCCAUGAACAUUCCUGCUCUCACUGGGAAGGGGUGUCUCAUCCUAAGUGAUGAGCUGAAUCAUGCGUCACUUGUGUUGGGUGCCCGUCUGUCCGGCUCAACAAUUCGUGUCUUCAAACACAACAACAUGCAAAGCCUAGAGAAACUCCUGCGAGAUGCCAUUGUACAUGGACAGCCAAGGACCCAUCGACCCUGGAGAAAAAUACUCAUUUUAGUAGAGGGCAUUUACAGCAUGGAGGGUUCUAUUGUGCGUUUGCCAGAGGUCAUUGCCCUAAAGAAGCGCUACAAGGCAUACGUAUACCUGGAUGAGGCCCAUAGUAUUGGUGCCUUGGGGCCUAACGGCAAGGGAGUGGUGGACUACUUUGGUCUAGAUCCCACGGAUGUGGACGUCAUGAUGGGAACAUUCACAAAAAGUUUUGGUGGAGCUGGGGGUUACAUCGGAGGCAAAAAGGAGCUGAUUGAAUACCUGCGACAACACUCUCACAGUGCCAUGUAUGCCACCUCAAUGCCUCCACCCGUGGCCCAACAAAUCAUCACCUCAAUGAAAAUCAUUAUGGGAGAGGACGGGACCACACUGGGUGCAGACCGCCUCCGCCAGCUAUCCGAGAACACAACCUACUUCCGCAGGAAACUUUGUGAGAUGGGCGUCAUCAUCUAUGGCAACAGUGACUCACCUGUCGUACCCGUGAUGCUCUACAUGCCUGCCAAAAUUGGGGCAUUUGGCCGUGAGAUGCUCAAGCGGAACAUCGGCACGGUGGUCGUUGGCUUCCCGGCAACUCCCAUCAUCGAAUCUCGAGCACGUUUUUGCAUUUCGGCUGCUCACACCAGGGAAAUGCUAGACACAGUAUUGGAGGCCAUGAAUGAAGUGGGCGACUUGCUGCAGCUGAAGUACUCCAGGCGUAGACAGUCUCCUCCUAAUAUCAGGUGGACAUCUGAGCAAAGCCAGCUUCAGGACUAA
Molecule: messenger RNA, 1695 nt
Organism: Nerophis lumbriciformis (worm pipefish)
Lineage: Eukaryota; Metazoa; Chordata; Actinopteri; Syngnathiformes; Syngnathidae
Source: RefSeq, a predicted model, not a curated record